AUGGGGAUUGAUAGAGAGAGGAAAGUUGAUGUCUCUCAGAAUGUGGCAUGGACAUUGCAACGGGGAAGCUGGAUAAUUCAUGUUUUAGUUAUAUUCCUUCUCAAGAUGACACUCUCGGUAGUAUUCAGUGACAGUAUAGGAUGGCAGCUCUCACUAAUCAUCUACAACAUCUCUACCUUUAUUUUCUUCCAUAUGAUCCCUGGAGAUCCUUUCAACGACAGGUACAGCCUUUAUACGUUCUGGGAACAGCUUUCAGAGCAGCUGGAAGGCACUCCGGACCUCAUUUUCAUAGCACUAUUCCCGUUAAUAGCAUUCACGAUCAUAAAUUUCAUUGUGAAGUGGAAUACCUUCCUGUUUUGGCUGUGCAUUGCAAGCCUAUUCAUCGUGACUAUCCCGAAGUUCGGUUUCAUGCAUCUUAGAAGAAUCCUGAUAUUCAAGGAGUAG
Encephalitozoon romaleae SJ-2008 is the source of this 444-nucleotide messenger RNA. Its product is annotated as Orm1-like membrane protein. Lineage: Eukaryota; Fungi; Microsporidia; Unikaryonidae. The record is from RefSeq and is a predicted model, not a curated record. The coding region runs from base 1 to 444 and encodes 147 amino acids. The transcript has a single exon. Gene Ontology annotation, cellular component: endoplasmic reticulum membrane. Gene Ontology annotation, biological process: ceramide metabolic process; intracellular sphingolipid homeostasis; negative regulation of ceramide biosynthetic process.